AUGGGCUUCCCAGGGCACAUCACGGGCAGUGUGGACCCUGAGGGGGUGGCAACUCUGGAAACUGCCCUGUUUCUCAGCAAAAUCUGGGACUGGCUCAACAAGCGCCCUGCAGAGUACCUGGAGGACCAACUCUCCGUUUUAUUCCAGAAAGGGAACCUCCUCCGUCACCCUGGCCCACGGGUGCUCGGCUCAGUCACACAGGGAAAAGUCCAGCUUGUGACUCAGUGGGACAACGAGUCCUGCGGCCCCACAAACUGCAAAUGGGGUGGGGGCGGAGAAGGGAGGAAAGGGGAUGUCCUCGCGCAGCCCACUCCGCCCACGGGUCCCUCGAGCCUCUAUCCCAGUUCCCACCACGCACCCGCCCCACAAAUCCUGCCCAAGCCCAGCCCGGGUCCCCGACCCCCUUACCUCCAGGGUCCGGAUCUCCUGCUGGGUGAGGUCGUUGGACACACUGCACUUGGUGCGCAGCCCGCGCAGGCUGCCGAUAGAGAUGUCGAUGAGCUUCUGGAGCUGCCCGCACUGCUGCAGCGCCCGGCUGGCCGCGGCCCCUGCGCCUCCCUCCGCGGCCGCCGCAUCCCCCCCGCCACCGCCCUCCUUCUUCUCUCCCAUCGCCGCCGCGCGCAGCGCCGCUCUAUCUGCCUCGGCAUCGGGGCCGCGGCGGCCGAGGCGGGGAGCCCGGGGCGCGGGCGCCUCGGCAAGGAACCCCUGAGCCGGGAGAGAUGGACCAGGAGCGCCCCUCGGCGCUGCCCGAGCCGGGACGCCGGUAGAGCCGGCCGCCGAGUCUACCGCUCCUGAGCUCCCAGCCCCUGCAGCAAAGCGAAAGCCGCGGCGAUCCGACGGCUGCGGCUCCCGGAGCCUUUAAGCGGCGGCGGGGGCCGGGUCAGGACGGCCGG
Cercocebus atys (sooty mangabey) is the source of this 893-nucleotide messenger RNA. RefSeq lists its product as uncharacterized. Lineage: Eukaryota; Metazoa; Chordata; Mammalia; Primates; Cercopithecidae. The record is from RefSeq and is a predicted model, not a curated record.